Molecule: messenger RNA, 3251 nt
Organism: Erpetoichthys calabaricus (reedfish)
Lineage: Eukaryota; Metazoa; Chordata; Cladistia; Polypteriformes; Polypteridae
Product: metabotropic glutamate receptor 3-like
Exons: 7
Coding region: 284-3184 (966 amino acids)
Biological process (GO): regulation of synaptic transmission, glutamatergic; G protein-coupled glutamate receptor signaling pathway
Cellular component (GO): membrane
Molecular function (GO): group II metabotropic glutamate receptor activity
Source: RefSeq, a predicted model, not a curated record
CGGAGGACAGGCAAGUGCCAGGCUCACAAGCCCCCGUGGACUUGACAAGAGCGGGGGUUCAACACCCCGGGACGGACGGAGCGCCACUCGGAGAAGGGCGUCGAGUGCUGAGCGAGGGCUUAUCUCCCGAAAUCCCCUCGGAUGCGAGCCGCUGCUUUCGAGGUAUGUGCCGAUUACGGGACUUCCAGCGACAUCUCCACUUCCAUUGGACAGUCGGCUACAGUUUCUAGCGCCCUCGCCACCGGAGACACCUAACACAACCGUCAGCUCGGAAACGAGCCGAAUGAGGAAGAGCGCGUCAGCGGAACGCCGGCAUCAGACCGUCUGCACACCGGGGGGAAUCCUCUUCAGUCCCGGCGACUUCCAAAAACUGCACUCGGCUUCAGUCGCGACGAAGGCUUGUCUGGCGAGUCGCUCCCAGGACUGCGGAGUCCACUCCUCUGGUCGCACCUGCCGGACGACUGGCGCCCAGUUCCACCAGGCACUGAAGACAGACAUGGCAUCAUUCAGUCUCAAGCGGUCUUCCUCUUCCUCCUCUUGGGUGAAAAUGACAAAUAUGAAGUGUGCCAUGGGUGUGGUGAGAACCCUCCAGCUUCUGGUCUUCCAUACUCUGGUAGAAAUUGCUCUUCCAACUUCCAGCUACAACACGGGAACCAAGCGAGAAAUAACAAUUGAAGGAGACUUGGUGAUUGGCGGCCUCUUUCCUGUUCAUGAGAAGGGCAGAGGGACAGAAGACUGUGGGAAGAUAAAUGAGCAGCGGGGCAUUCAAAGGGUGGAGGCCAUGCUGUUGGCAUUAGAUGAGAUCAACAAGGAUGAAAAGAUUUUGCCUGGCCUCAAGAUUGGUGCUCACAUCCUAGACACCUGUUCCAAAGAUACCUACGCCCUCGAGCAGUCCUUGGAGUUUGUCCGGGCCUCGCUGACCAAGGUGGACGAAACGGAGUACAUCUGUCCAGAUGGCUCCUAUGCUAUUCAUGAUGAUUUCCCUUUGGCCAUCUCCGGUGUCAUUGGUGGCUCUUACAGUGAUGUCUCCAUUCAGGUAGCCAACCUUCUACGGCUCUUCCAAAUCCCUCAGAUCAGCUAUGCUUCCACCAGUGCCAAACUGAGCGACAAGACCCGCUACGACUACUUUGCCCGCACCGUGCCGCCCGAUUCCUACCAGGCUAAGGCAAUGGCGGAGAUCCUACGCUUUUUCAACUGGACAUACGUCUCGACAGUGGCCUCGGAGGGAGACUACGGGGAGACGGGCAUCGAGGCUUUUGAACAGGAGGCCCGCGCACGCCAGAUCUGCAUUGCCACGUCUGCCAAGGUGGGCCACUCGAUGAGCCAUGAAGUCGUGAUCAAAUCGCUGCUGCAGAAGCCCAAUGCCCAAGUUGUUAUCCUUUUCACCCGUAGCGAAGAUGCCCGAGAGCUGUUGGCAGCAGCCAUGCGAAUGAAUGUGUCCUUCAUCUGGGUGGCGAGCGAUGGCUGGGGGGCCCAGGAGAGCGUGGUGAGAGGCAGCGAGCUGGUGGCCGACGGGGCGUUCACCAUUGAACUGGCCUCCUACCCCAUCAAGGAAUUUGAGACCUACUUCACCAAACUCAACCCCUACAACAACACCCGCAAUCCCUGGUUUCGGGAGUUCUGGGAACGCCGCUUCCAGUGCAGCCUUCAGGACCUGAGCUGUGGGCAGCAGUCGCUGAGGGACGAGGGCAGGUUUGAGCAGGAGUCCAAGAUCAUGUUUGUGGUCAACGCCAUGUAUGCCAUGGCCCACGCGCUGCACAGGAUGCGCCAGGCCUUCUGCCCCAACUCCACCAAGCUGUGUGACGCCAUGAAGCCUGGCAACGGAAGAAGACUUUACAAGGACUUCAUCCUCAAAACGAAAUUUGAUGCUCCCUUCCGGCCUCCCGACACCGAACACACCGUGCUCUUCGACGACUACGGCGACAGCCUCGGUCUGUACAACAUCUUCAACUUCCACCAGGAAGAUGGCAAAUACACCUACGAGAAGGUGGGCCACUGGGCACAAGGCCUGUCUCUCAACACCAGCCGCAUCCCCUGGGCCAGGCACUCCAUCCCCACCUCCCAGUGCAGCGACCCCUGUAGGAAGAACGAGGUGAAGAGCAUGCAGCCCGGUGACGUCUGCUGCUGGAUUUGCAUUCAGUGCCAGCCUUACGAGUUUCUGUUGGAUGAAUUCACGUGCAUGGACUGCGGGUUUGGCCGCUGGCCCAGCGAGAACCUCACCAGCUGUUACGACCUCCCCGAAGAGUACAUCCACUGGGAAGACGCGUGGGCCGUGGGUCCCGUCUCCAUCUCCUGCCUGGGCUUUAUGUGCACGUUCUUUGUGAUCGGGGUCUUCAUGAAGAACAACGACACGCCCAUCGUGAAGGCCUCCGGGCGAGAACUUUGCUACAUCCUCCUCCUGGGCGUCCUCAUGUGCUACAGCAUGACCUUCAUUUUCAUCGCCAAGCCUUCGACGGUCGUGUGCACCCUGCGGCGCCUGGGCCUGGGCACCUCCUUUGCCGUGUGCUACUCGGCUCUAUUGACUAAGACCAACCGCAUCGCGAGGAUCUUCAGUGGCGUCAAGGACGGCGCCCAAAGACCCAGGUUCAUCAGCCCAACGUCCCAGGUGGUCAUCUGCAUGGCUCUGAUCUCCUGCCAGCUUAUCGUGGUCAUCGUCUGGCUGCUGAUCGAGACACCCGGCGUGCGGAAGGAGGUGGCGGCAGACAAGAGGGACAUAGUCAUCCUCAAGUGUAACAACAGGGACUCCAGUAUGCUCAUCUCGCUGACGUACAACGUGGUCCUCAUCAUCCUCUGCACCGUCUACGCCUUCAAGACCCGCAAGUGCCCUGAAAACUUCAACGAAGCCAAAUUCAUCGGCUUCACCAUGUACACCACCUGCAUCAUCUGGCUGGCCUUCCAGCCCAUCUUCUACGUCACGUCAAGUGACUACCGGGUGCAGACGACCACCAUGUGCAUCUCCGUCAGCUUGAGCGGCUCCGUCGUGCUGGGCUGCCUCUUCGCCCCCAAGACUCACAUCAUCCUCUUUCAGCCGCAGAAGAACGUGGCGAGUCACCGCGUGGCCACCAACCGCUUCAGCGUCACGGGCCCGGGGGGCUCCAGCUACUCCCAUGCUUCUGCCUCCAACUACGUGCCCACAGUGUGCAACGGGCGCGAGGUGGUCGACUCCACGACCUCGUCCUUGUAGAGCACCAGAGAGAGAGAGAGGUGCCCCCAGUGCGUGGGCAUGACGGGCGUCCGUGUGGCUCCGUUCG